GGUUAGGUGAAAGGAAUCUGCCAAAAUGGCAGGACCAUGCGGCAAAAAUGAUUUCUGAAGCAUUUUGGUUUUGCUUAUACCGUACUUGAGAAUUUAAUUCUAAGCAGUAAAACCAGUUUAAUAAUUUAAAUUGCCGUUUUUGAAUUAUGAAAUUAUUAUAACAACAUCAUGGUUAAAGAACAGUAUCGUGAGACAGAUGUGGCCCGAAAAAUAUCGCAUGUCAGUUUCGGACUGGACGGGCCACAUCAGAUGCAGCAGCAGGCUCACUUGCAUGUCGUCGCCAAGAAUCUCUACUCCCAGGACAGCCAGCGCACCCCUGUUCCCUAUGGAGUCCUUGACAGGCGCAUGGGAACGAAUCAGAAAGAUGCAAACUGCGCAACUUGUGGAAAAGGCUUGAGUGACUGCAUCGGCCAUUUCGGCUACAUCGAUUUGGAGCUGCCUGUCUUCCAUGUCGGCUACUUCAGAUGUGUGAUCAAUGUACUUCAGACAAUCUGCAAGAACCCUCUAUGUGCUCGGGUCCUUCUGAAUCAGAAAGAAAGGUUGCACUAUUACCAGAAAAUCCGGAAUGGAAAGCUGUCCUUUCUGCAGCAGAAAGCGUUGAGAAAGCAAAUUCAGGAAAAGGCGAAAAAAUGCUUCGUUUGCCCGGAGUGUGGAGACAUCAAUGGUGUUGUCAAGAAAUGUGGCUUGCUCAAGAUCAUGCACGAAAAGUACAGAAACAAGAAGGCGGAGGGUGUCAUGAAAGAGAAACUUGCGGAAUACAACGAGGUGUGCCAGUACAACGCGGAGAUCGAGAACAACCGGAAGUAUGGCCUGUCGAAAGUGCUGAACCCGCAGGAAGUGUUGCGCCUGCUGCAAGCCAUCCCCACCACCGAUGUGCCCCUCCUCCUCAUGAACGCCGCCAUCUCCCUCCCCUCCGACCUGCUGCUCACGCGCAUUCCUGUGCCUCCCAUCUGCAUUCGGCCCAGUGUCAUUUCCGACCUCAAAUCUGGCACGAACGAGGAUGAUCUGACAAUGAAGCUGUCGGAAAUAGUGUUUAUAAACGAUGUGAUCAUGAAGCAUCGACUGUCUGGAGCCAAGGCGCAGAUGAUCAACGAAGACUGGGAGUUUUUGCAAUUGCAUUGUGCGCUAUACAUUAAUAGUGAGACAUCGGGUAUUCCUCUCAAUAUGCAGCCCAAGAAGUCGAGUAGAGGACUGGUACAAAGGCUUAAAGGAAAACAAGGUCGAUUCCGUGGCAACCUUUCUGGAAAACGUGUAGAUUUCUCUAGUAGAACUGUAAUCUCCCCUGAUCCGAAUCUCCGAAUUGAACAGGUUGGUGUGCCUGUGCAUGUGGCCAAAAUCCUCACGUUCCCGGAGAGAGUUCACUCAGCCAACAUGGCGCUGAUGAAGGAACUGAUCAUUAACGGGCCGGAUGUACAUCCAGGUGCAAACUUUGUCGAGCAGAAAGGCUCCAAACUGAAGACUUUCCUUCGCUACGGCAACAGGAUGAAAGUUGCUCAAGAACUCAAGGAAGGAGAUAUUGUGGAACGUCAUCUAAGAGAUGACGAUAUAGUAUUAUUCAACAGGCAGCCUAGUCUUCACAAACUGAGUAUAAUGUCGCAUAAAGCAAAAGUGUUGGAGCAUCGAACAUUCAGAUUCAACGAAUGUGUUUGCACUCCUUACAACGCAGACUUCGAUGGAGAUGAAAUGAAUCUCCAUCUGCCUCAAACUGAAGAAGCCAGAGCUGAAGCGCAUAUUCUUAUGGGGAACAAAUCAAACCUGGUGACACCGAGGAACGGGGAACUGUUGAUCGCCGCCACACAGGACUUCAUCACCGGCUCCUAUCUGCUGACUCAGAAGGACACCUUUCUCGGCAAAGAGGAGGCAUGUCAGCUGGUCGCCACUCUCUUUGCUGGCGAAGAUGUAUUCCUACACGUCGACCUUCCUCCGCCUGCCAUUCGCAAGCCUCGAGUGUUAUGGACUGGAAAGCAGAUAUUCAGCAUGCUUUUGAAACCAAACAAACAGUGUCCAAUCGAAGCCAACCUACGAGCCAAAGGCAGAGCGUACACAUCUGAUGAAGAGCUCUGUGUCAAAGAUUCUUUUGUGGUGAUCCGGAACUCAGAGCUUUUGGCGGGCACAAUGGACAAGUCAACGCUAGGCUCUGGGGGCAAAAACAACAUAUUCUACGUGCUGCUGCGCGACUGGAGCGAAGAAGCGGCCACCACUGUCAUGUGGCGACUGGGGCGGCUUGAGUCGCACUACAUCAUGAAUCGCGGCUUCAGCAUUGGCAUCGGUGACGUCACACCUGGGCUGGGUCUGUUGCGGGCAAAGAAUCGGCUGUUGCAUGCUGGUUACUCGAAAUGCAACCAGUACAUCGAGGAGCUGGCCUCGGGUCAACUGCAAUGCCAGCCGGGAUGCUCAGGCGAGCAGACCCUCGAGGCGGUCAUCCUGAAGGAGUUGUCGGUCAUCCGCGACCACGCCGGCAAGUCCUGCUUGAAAGAGCUGCGACCGAGCAACAGUCCGCUCAUCAUGGCGCUCAGUGGAUCCAAAGGAUCUUUCAUCAACAUAUCGCAGAUGAUUGCAUGUGUAGGCCAACAGGCCAUCAGCGGCAAAAGAGUCCCAGACGGCUUCGAAGAUAGGGCAUUGCCUCACUUUGAACGACACACUAAAAUUCCAGCAGCCAGGUUCGUAGAAGACAGUUUCUAUUCGGGCCUGACUCCGACUGAGUUCUUCUUUCACACAAUGGGUGGCAGGGAGGGACUGGUUGACACGGCUGUCAAAACUGCCGAAACUGGUUACAUGCAGAGAAGACUGAUCAAAUCGCUGGAAGAUUUGUGCCUCAACUACGACAUGACUGUACGUAACUCGAUUGGAGAUAUUGUUCAGUUCUGCUACGGAGGUGAUGGAUUGGAUCCAACUUACAUGGAAGGUAACGGUUGUCCUGUAGAAUUGAAACGUGUUUGGGAAAAUAUUCGAGCUAGAUAUCCAAGUCGAGAUGAAGAUGCCCUUGAUCCAGAAGAAGUACUGCAGUCCACGAUUGAGCUGUUCAAAUCCAAUGACUUUGAUUGCUGUAGUGAGGAGUUUAGGAACCAGAUGAAAAAAUUCUUGGAAAGCAUUGCCAUGAAAAUAGCAUUGGAGAGAGAAGGAAGACCGAAUAUACCAGUUGUGAAGGAGCUGGAGAGAGUCACGCUGUCGCAAUUGAUCAAUUUCUGUCACGUGUGCUGUGAAAAAUAUAUGAAAGCGAAAAUAGAGCCAGGUACUGCUGUGGGAGCGCUGGCUGCUCAGAGUAUUGGCGAACCUGGAACUCAGAUGACCUUGAAAACUUUCCAUUUUGCCGGAGUGGCUUCCAUGAAUAUCACUCAGGGAGUUCCUAGGAUAAAAGAAAUCAUCAAUGCGAGCAAGCUCAUCAGUACACCAAUCAUAACCGCUCACCUUGAAAACGAUACUGAUCCUGAGUAUGCUCGAUGGGUCAAAGGCCGCAUUGAAAAGACCACAUUGGGCGAGGUUUCUGAAUUUAUUGAGGAAGUUUAUCUACCCGAUGAUAGUUUUCUGUUGAUCAAACUCGAUGUUGAAAGAAUCAGGCUGUUGAAACUGGAAGUAGAUGCCGAAUCAAUAAGGUUUAGUAUGUGCACCUCAAAACUGCGUCUGAAGCCAAACCAAGUGCAAGUACAAAGCAAGAGUAUAAUCACGGUGAAACCGAUUUCAAUUAAGAGCAGUACUGACUCCCAGUUGCAGUUUCUCAAAGAGAAUGUACCCAACGUUGUUAUCAAGGGAAUUCCGUCAGUGAACAGAGCUGUGAUUCACGAAGAAGAAAGAAACGGUAAAAAGACUUACAAGCUGCUCGUGGAAGGUGACAAUCUGAGAGAGGUGAUUGCAACUUACGGCGUCAAAGGCACUCAAACCUGGUCCAACAACACCUACCAAGUGUAUAAGACGCUUGGCAUCGAAGCUGCUAGGUCAACAAUAAUGACGGAAAUCAAGGUGGUGAUGGAGAACCACGGCAUGAGCAUCGAUCACAGACACGCCAUGUUGGUGGCGGACCUGAUGACCAGCCGGGGGGAGGUGCUGGGGAUCACCCGUCACGGACUGGCCAAGAUGAAGGAGUCUGUGCUCAAUUUAGCGUCGUUUGAGAAGACCGCUGAUCACUUGUUUGAUGCCGCGUACCACGGCCAGACGGACCAAGUGACGGGAGUGUCAGAGUCCAUCAUUCUUGGCAUCCCAAUGUCCAUUGGAACUGGCCUCUUCAAGUUAAUGCACAAGAUGGACAGAGGUGAUAAACUUCCGAAGAGAACUCUGCUAUUCGACAACGCCAUCUAUCACAAAAACACAGCGCCCGUUCCUGUUGCUUAAUGUUAUUUUAAAUAAAGAUUGUACAACCUUUCAGUUUCUA
Messenger RNA from Nilaparvata lugens (brown planthopper), 4366 nucleotides. It is a transcript of the gene Polr3A, whose product is annotated as DNA-directed RNA polymerase III subunit RPC1. The record is from RefSeq and is a predicted model, not a curated record. Gene Ontology annotation, molecular function: DNA binding; DNA-directed RNA polymerase activity. Gene Ontology annotation, biological process: DNA-templated transcription. Lineage: Eukaryota; Metazoa; Arthropoda; Insecta; Hemiptera; Delphacidae.